Messenger RNA from Rhodofomes roseus, 787 nucleotides. RefSeq lists its product as uncharacterized. The transcript has a single exon. The record is from RefSeq and is a predicted model, not a curated record. NCBI's taxonomy places the organism in Eukaryota, Fungi, Basidiomycota, Agaricomycetes, Polyporales, Fomitopsidaceae. The coding region runs from base 92 to 787 and encodes 231 amino acids.
CCGAGGUGUCCGCGUCAGGCUGCAGCUACAGGACCGCCCGCGCACGGCUGCGCAGACCCAGCGAACAGUUGAAAACACAAAGAGGCUGGGGAUGAGAGCGGCCACACCAGCAGAGCUCUGGUCGAGUAUACGACACAAGGACUUUCACAGGAAAAUCGUUGACUUCCUGUGGAAAGGCAUGCACGAGGCCCAUAAAAUCGGGCCCUUCUGGUCCCACAUACAGGGCUAUGAGUCCCGAGCGGACUGCCCGACGUGCGGCUGCAGAGAGACACUGCGGCAUAUAUUGACAGAAUGCCGCGCUCCCGAACAGGAAUUGAUCUGGCUACUCACCCGGAACACCUGGCGGCGAAGGUCCGAGACUUGGAGUAAGCCGUCGUUGGAAGACAUCCUGGCAGUGGGCCUAGGACGCUACCCGCGUAAGGCAUCCGAGAAACCGAGGGAAUCCUUAGCACGACUAUGGAGGAUACUUGUGUCUGAAGCUGCGUACCUCAUCUGGAAACUACGCUGUGAGCGAGUGAUCGGACACGAGGAUGACCCCGACUGGCAUCACUCGCCUACCGCUACAAUACGGCGAUGGUACGCCUCCUUGAAUAGGAGACUACAGCUCGACCUGGUGGCGACCAGGAAGAGUUUCGGCGCGCUAGCUAUUUCACGGAGACUUGUCUGGUCCACAUGGACGGCAACGAUCGGUGACGAGCUUGGCCUACCGGAGGAUUGGACUUUGGUCCCGCGGGUUUUAGUGGGUAUUGACCCGGAAGUUUGUAGGAUCGAUGGCGAUCCCGGGUAA